AUGGCAGCGCAGGACUCCUCCUCGGUCCAUCUCUCCAACGUGUUUUCCACGUCCAUGUCACCGCCAGUACCGCCGCCGACCCCAAUGUCGACCUCGACAGCGCUCUCGAAGUCUCCACGGGAGUCGAAGGCGAGCUCUCCGAUCCUGUUACCUCGCUCCAAGUGCUCUGAAGACACGUUGCCCCUCGCGGUGUUUUAUGGACCGCUGGACGCUAAAAACCCGCUCCUGGCCUCCUUCGAGAAGGAGAUCCGGGAGUUGCUAGGCUUUAUGAAGAGAAAGAAUACUUUAGCUACUACGGAGGACCAGGUGCAUGAAUUCCAUCGGCGUUGUGCCACCUCUUUGUUUAAUAUCUGGACCAAAUACGCCCCCCGGCUGCCGGCUGCCUAUUACAAUGAAAAGCUUCUGAAGGUUGGAGAUAGCCUUUGCCAAAUGAAAGUAAGUACCAUUUACAUUUACACUAUUUGCAGAAAACUGAUGAUCAUAGGUCAGUCUUCAAAGGCUUUAGAAUACCUCCUGUGGGCCAGCAUGUGUAUGGAGUCCUCAGUCCCACUCCUGUCUGUCAGAUACUUGACGUGGAGAGCCACUCUCUACACUGCUGUUUGCCAGUGCUACUAUGACUGCCAAGUUGGCAUUCACGGGGAGUCAUUUGCUCGGCGUGCUUUAGCUAAAAUUGAUGAGCUGAGACAACUGGAAUUAAUGAGUUCCUCACAACCACAGGAAGAAUCUAGAAGAUGUUAUAGAGAGGCCACAAUAAAGAUGGCAGUGAUGAUCUUCAAAAGAGGAGUAUUUGAAUCUAGAAGAAAAAAUAAAGCUUUCUUUAGACCAAAGCAAAGAGUUAACCUAAGAGAAGCACAAACUUUGCCGUGGCCACGUACAAUCACUGAACGGUUGUUGGAUGAGAUGUUUGAUAGCACUGCAUCCCGGUUUCUGGCUGUUUUGGAAGCUCUUUCUGAUUCAAACAGGCGAAUAUUGCAAACAGGACCUGUUGUUACAGAUGAAGUAGAGCUUCGUGAUGUCGCCUCAGAACUAUUUAUAGCAGGAAAAGAACUUUUAAUAGUUUCAAAUGCUGGCACAGAUGGAAUGCUUGGGUUUUCAAAACCAUCUCUUCUGGAACAUGCUAUAGAAAGAAAAAGUGCUAUUUCUCUUGAUGCUGCUAUGAAAUUUAUAAAAUUAGCUUUUAACUAUGAGGAAUGGAGUUUAUUUGAAUCAUCAGCUGCACAAUUUAUUUAUUUUCUCCAGAAGCAGAAUUGUCCAGAGUCAAAGAAAGCAGAGAUGGAUUUAACUCUUCUUCUUGCAAUAGAACCUCUAAUCAAUGUAAAGAGAAACAAAGGUUUGGUCUUUCCUUUGGAAAACUUCAAAGAAGGACAAUGUGUUCAAGCUCAUGUUAGAAAAAUUGCUCUUCAGGACUCUUGUAUGAAAACUGGAUAUUCAGAAGAUAUUUUCCAGUUGGCAGCAACCUUAUAUUCCUGUGUCUGCUCUUCUCCCCAGAAUGUUCAGCCUGAUAAAGAAAUCGUUGUGGACAUGAUAAUGUUCCUGUGGCAGAGAUGCAAAUUAGGAAUUCAGCGGAUCAAUACGUCCAAAAGUGACUAUGCAAAAUUCACCCAGAAAAUCAGUACUAACAAAUGGAUUUAUCUUUUGUGGCAGAUAAAUGAAAUAAUUCAUUGCUGUAAAAUGGAGGACAUCGACAUUGUGGUGGUCGCAGAGGUCACAUUACGAUUAAGUGAAAUAUUGGAGUGUUUAGGAAACCCAACAAGAAAAUUUAAAAAAUCUCUAGUUUUGCAGACUCCAACUGUUAGCAAAAACGUUUCUACCAAAGGCUCUGAAAAGUCAAAACAAUCUGGAAGCACGGAUUGUUUUACAGAAUUAAGUGUAAUGAAUAAAAUAAAGAAGAAUAAACUAUCCAAAGCAAUUUACUUGAUGCAUAAAGCUCUUUUAAUAUUUGAGAAAGAUGCAACGUCUUCAUCUUCACAUGACUUUUUGAUGGAAGCAUAUUCUUUAAUUGAGAAGACUGAAGCAGAACAAAAUGCUCUAUAUUUAUAUCAGAAAGACUUGGAAAACUUGAAAAGAAAGAAAAGCAGAAUCCCUCCUCCACCUAUCCUGCUGUCGCGAACUCAUUGUUCGGUGACGUUCAAACCUGCUCCGUUUAUUUCAGAUGUCAAGACAACUGGAGAUUUAUUUUCUCAAGAUGAUACAAUGAAGAUUUUUGGCAACAAGGGUUCAGCCAGUACAUGGGACAUAUCAGACUUCAUCAACAUUAAGAAUAUUUUCUUAUCACAAAACACCAAUAAGAAAAUCCCAGCUGAUGGUCAAAGCAUUUUUGAAGUGAAAGGUUUAGAAACCAAUGAAAAAUACAUAUUUGCAAUUGCUGCUUAUUCUUCAAAUGGGAAGCUUAUUGGUGAUGCUAUUGGGGAGACAACUAAGCCAAUUCUGGUUUAUCCACCUCUCUCUGCUCUUACUGCUCGGACAUUACUGACACAGGUUGCUUAUCAGAUGGGUAACUAUGAGUUGGCUAAGAGAGUUUUUUCACCAGUUUGGGACUAUUUUGUUGUUUCACCACUUCAGGAUGACCAGUCUGUUAUCAGUUUGAGCAAUAUAAUGACUAUCACACAGAGAAGAUUAUAUUCAGACAUUCUGGCAGAGACAUCAUCAAUCCUUUUAUACCUUUUUCUUAGAAAUAUUUUUGUAACAAGUGACAUUAAAAUCAAAGAAGAAAACCUCUUCUGUGAUAAUAUUAAAGGCAAUGAGAUCUUCCCCUCUCAACAAAUUGCUAGACUGAUUGAAUGUGAGAGAAUAUUAGUGGCAUUGGAACUUAGCAACUUUUUAAAUGAUUCCAGUUAUGCCCUUCAAGCUGUGACCCAAUGUUAUGGCCUCCUUGCUCCUAUCAUCUAUCACAAUAUUGUUUUGGUACCUGUUGUACAGAAACAGCAGAGGAAUGAGUCCCUACUUGGAGUUAAAAAAAUGAAAAUUAAGGACAAUACUUUGUGUAAAAAGUCAAGCAAAUCUGUUAAGAAAUUCAAAGCUGUGGUAAUAGAGAUUGGAAAAGUUACAGAUGUGGCACCAAGAAAAAAACAUAAAAGAAGGGAAACUCUGAGAGAAUUUUUUUCCAAAAAUCCAAAUAUUUCUGAAAUGUCAGAACAGGACAGAAAUAAGAGACCUGAUGUUAGAAAAGUAGCCUAUCGAUUCCUUGUGGAUAGUAUGAACCCUCUAAUAUUAAAUUAUGUUAAAAGAAAGAGGUUCCAUCAAAUAUUUCUUGAGGAGAUGCCCUGGAGAUCUCAGAUGAACCUGUAUCUGGCAAAUGCACACUUCAACAUGCUUUUACUAAAGCUAGGGGAGCGUACGAAGAUGAAAUUUGGUACUUCACAGGCCAUGGUCAGGAAGGCUUUCGUGGCUAAGAAGAAGGAACAGUUUUAUAGAGAGGGGGCACUUGGUCUGGGUCUUGAUGGAUUGGCAAGAUUUAGAGAUGUUGUAAUCGUUGAUCUUCAUCAUUUCCGGUCAUUUGAUCCUAAUAUGUUCUCAUUAUAUAAUUCAGGAACAGUAUUACCAACAGGAAAAUUUGUGGUAGAUAGUUAUAAAGCAAUGCUUGAUUUCAUUCUCACAGCUAAAAAAAGAAGGAUCAACCUACCAUCAGGUAAAAUGCUGAUGAAUUUUCUGCGUUUAUAA
Messenger RNA from Orycteropus afer afer, 3660 nucleotides. The record is from RefSeq and is a predicted model, not a curated record. Lineage: Eukaryota; Metazoa; Chordata; Mammalia; Tubulidentata; Orycteropodidae.